Messenger RNA from Plectropomus leopardus (leopard coralgrouper), 1890 nucleotides. It is a transcript of the gene admb, whose product is annotated as adrenomedullin b. Gene Ontology annotation, biological process: regulation of systemic arterial blood pressure; adenylate cyclase-activating G protein-coupled receptor signaling pathway; positive regulation of heart rate. Gene Ontology annotation, cellular component: extracellular region. The record is from RefSeq and is a predicted model, not a curated record. Lineage: Eukaryota; Metazoa; Chordata; Actinopteri; Perciformes; Serranidae. Gene Ontology annotation, molecular function: hormone activity; adrenomedullin receptor binding.
GUAAACUCUUUACAGCCUUGGAAAAAAAAAACUUACUUACUCUAAGUGCUAUACAGUACACAACACACUUGGAUGUGCAUCAUAAAUUCUCAACAUUAAGUAACAAGCUAGAGCCUGAGCUUCCAGCCAAAAUGAGAUUAGCCCUGCACACUGUAAUCUGCUGCUGUGUUUUCACCACUGUCCUGCCACUGGUGAAAGGUGCCACAGGGGAGCUCAACACCAGCCUGAAAAAAAGGUUUAAAGUAUGGCUGCACAGCCGUUUGAAGAGAGACCUGUGUAGUGACUUAGAGACAGCCAAUGAGCAGCACCUUAACAUCCAUGUAGGACAACAGCAGGAUGAGAUCGGAGAAAUUGACCCAUCUCUGUCAGGCUUUGGGCUAAAUAUGAGACCUCGGAGGUCAACUGCGACCAAAUCAUCUGGCUGCCUUCUCAUGACAUGUGCAUACCACGACCUGCUCCACCGACUGCGCCAGAUCAGCGAGCAAAAAGAAACCAAUGCCCCAGAGAAGAAGAUGAGCUCAACAGGCUACGGCCGCCGCCGCCGCCGCUCACUCCUGGAUGUUGCUCAGCUCGCUCUCCAGACAGGAAGACAAAGACAGAGCACUGAAGCUGGUCAGCGAGUCCACAGACACACACGCACAGUGGCCUAAAGACAGGCAUGGAAAGGCAAAGGAGAAUCCUUGUUGGAGUUAAUUGCUCACAGCAGAUCAAGAUAAGUCCCCUUGAGGUUUUAUUCCACAGAUUUACAACCACAUAUGCAGAAAGAGCGGCUGCUACAUCCGUACAGUCCAUCAGAGGAAGAUUUGCUCAGGUCACUCUGGACGAAAGCAAGAUUCCAAUAAUAGAUUUGUGCAUGCUAAGGUGCAGGUUUCAGUGUGUCUGAACAAGUGUGUGAUUUCUGGAUGAAUUCAAGUCAAGCCUGUGCGUCCUGACAAGAAUGUCCGUCUCUUCUUCAGUUUCCAAAGUGAACUUGGCAGCUGAGACAGAGGACAAUUCCUGAAGAUCUUCUCUGACAUAACCAUGAACUGAAGAGAGACCGGGGCCGCGGCGGGGAGGAUUUUUCUUACUUUAUUGGACCCCAAACUGCCACAUGCAGGAUCCUUUCACUAGUGAACUGAAUGUGUUGAACUGCUUGUGAAGUGCAAUUUCAACAACAUGUACUACUAUAUUAAAAAUAUCUAAUUAUAAGCUUGUAUAUAAGGAUAUAGACAGCAACCUUAUAUUUAAGCAUACAAUAUGACUAUAUUUUUAUACAAGCAGACCACAUAUUAUACACGUCUCUUUUUGGAUAUUUAACUUCAAUGAAGUAUGUAUCUUAACUGUAUAAAUAAUUACCUUGUCCUGUAUGCUUCAUGUUUAGUAUCUUAUCACUGAGUUAUAUUUUUGUAGCGUUCUUGUAAUGAUCACACAUUAAUGGGAAUUAAUCAAAUUGUUUUAAAGACAUUUGUUUUGAUGGUGAAAGUCUUAAAUUGCAGCUUAAAAACCUGCAAAGUAAUGAUCUAGUUUUUGGCUGUACUUUGGAUGCCACGGAGAGUGAUGGAGAGCAUGAAGAAGGAGGACAUACGAGCUGAUUCAAGUGUUGUGCUGCCAUCUAGCUUUACAGUUAGAUACGUGUAACAAAAGCAGGCCAGCAACACAUCUUCAACAAAACACUUACUGUGGUUAUGCUGAAUGUUUCAUCCCAAAAGUCUCAGUUUUGAAAUGUAUCUGCUUCUUUAUUUGAAUGUAAUAAAUCCUAAUUUACUCAUAAUUCUGCUGAAAUUACUUGACAUGGUAUUAGGUAACAUGAUUUAUGUCUUGUUGUGGUGAACGUGGCAGGAACUGUAAUAGUUUUCAGCUGGCUGCGACGUCCUUGUCUUUGAAAUAAAUGAAUGAAUGCAACAAUGAAAA